This is a messenger RNA of Macrobrachium nipponense, 705 nucleotides long. RefSeq lists its product as uncharacterized. The transcript has 5 exons. Lineage: Eukaryota; Metazoa; Arthropoda; Malacostraca; Decapoda; Palaemonidae. The coding region runs from base 1 to 351 and encodes 116 amino acids. The record is from RefSeq and is a predicted model, not a curated record.
AUGGCUUAUCCUUUAAGUAUUCAUAAUCGCUUCUUCAGAAAUCCAUAUAAAUUUCACCAGUGCAUUGGCUUUUUUUUCUGGUUCUAUCUUGAGAUCACCGGUUUGUUAGUAAGGCCCUGUGACAGUGAUGCUUCUGUAAAGGAAACUUCAGUCCAGAGAACUUUGUUACUGCGAUUGACUUCGUGGAGGAAGUUUCGCAGUGAAAGACUACGAUGUAAUUCAUGGAUUGAUUUAUCUGCUAAACUGUUGGGUGUUAGUACCCCAGAGGAAGAGAAUCGACCGACCGAGUGCCACGGAGGGGGAGUAUCGACCGACAGAGUGCCACGGAGGGAGAGUAUCUCAGAUCUCUAAGAUCCAAGAAGCAGUCUAUAAUCUUAGUGCACCAAUCAAAUGCAACAUCUCUUCACAUGACAUCUCCCCACCAAUGUGAACUUUUCUCAGCCAGUGGGAAAUUGUCUAUUUUAGUGGGGAGGUUGAUGAAGGGGUGAUACAUUUGAUUGGUGUAGCCCUUAAACUUUGAAGAAGUAACUGCUGGUUUGUGAAGUCAUCUGGUUAAGAAGAUUUAGCAGUAUACCUUGAAAAUGCAGUAAAAAAAAUUUUAAUAUCUUGCUUCAGUAGCAAGAAGUCAUCGACAGCUGAAUUUUAUGGAGAUGGUUUACUGAUUUAAAAUUUAAACUGUGUAAAAUGUGUUCUUACAACUCUGAA